AUGGACUCGGAGAAAUUAUUGGCUGCAUGGGGACGAGCGAGACUUUUGGGCGUCUUGUUGUUUACUCUGUUAUUUGCUUCUGCAGCAGUCAUCUUCACAGGUCUUGUGCUCGGUACAGAUAUCCCGACUGAGAAACUACUAUCCCCCUCCGUCGCCAAGACACUAUGGAACCCCUCGGGCUCUCCGCCAGAUCCGACUGUGGUUCAUACGAAACAUCUGGGAGGGACGCCGGGAUAUCAGGUGCUAGAGCAUGUUUGGGUGGGCAAUGGUACAAUCUAUAUGUAUGCGCCGGAUAGGUCCAAACUCCCAUCGAAGAGUAGAGCAGUCAGCGGAGAGACGGGGUGGGAGGUCUUUACGCAUCCGACAGGGGAGAGAAUAGAACAUGCGAAGAACGCUCUCAAGCUUGGAGGAACCACUAUAUUCGUCAACGACGGAGCCGAUACUUCUCAAUGGCACUACCUCUCCUCGUACUACCACCUCAUCGGCGAGAUCUUUCUGGGGAGCGUAGCGGCGAUAGCGUCUUUGCCGUCGAAAGUGGGGAUACCGCAAGUGGAUGCGAGGGACUGGGGGGAGAGGGUACCAGCGACGCCCGAGAGGUUUAUUAUUCCGUGGAAGGCGGCGGAGGGGUGGAGGGAUGAGGAGGGGUUGGGGGAGAUGGUGUUGAGGGGCAUCUUUGGGGAUAAGUUCUUGGAACCACAUGACUGGGCAGCUUUGAGUGAUCCCGACAACGAGCAUAAUGGUUGGGUCUACUUGGAACGAGUCGUCAUUACCGACCGCUGGGCAUCCCAUCGCCACAACCCCCUCUCCGAAGCGCUCAACAAAAUGGCAGCAUCCGUCUUUGCCCUCCCCCACUCUCCCUUCUUCUUCACCCCCUCCCGCCUCACUCUCCUCCCUCACCUCGGCAUCAACCUCUCCCCCCACCGCCUCGCACCUUCAAAACUCUCAACAGGAGAAGGAGUGCCCAAGGUCGUGUAUGUCGAUAGGCAGGGGACGGAUAGGAAGCUUGAUGAUGAGAGUCAUAUGGGGAUAGCGGUGGUGUUGGCGGAGCUUGAUGCGCUGGGGUUGGCGAGGGUGGGGCAUAAGAAGAUGGAGAGGUUGACGCAUGUGGAGCAGGUUGAGGCUGUUGCGGAUGCUGAUAUAAUUAUUGGCGUGCAUGGGGAUAUGCUUACGCAUCAAUUGUGGAUGACGGAAGGCGGGGUCGUCAUCGAACUCUUCCCUCCGGACUCGUACCUCCCCGAAAACCAGAUCGUCGCCGAUGUCUUGCACCACGAGUAUAUCCCGGUGUGGCAUGAUGUAGCGUUGACGAGAAAGGAGUGGGAGGGGUUGCCGAGGCAGCAUGGGCAUGGGGCGUUGUAUGAUGGGACGGAGGUUACUGUGGAUAAGGCGUAUUUGCGUCUGCUGUUGGAGGAGGUCUUGCAGAGAAUGACGGAUGAGAGGGGAUCAUGA
Cryptococcus wingfieldii CBS 7118 is the source of this 1446-nucleotide messenger RNA. RefSeq lists its product as hypothetical. Gene Ontology annotation, molecular function: protein O-acetylglucosaminyltransferase activity. Gene Ontology annotation, biological process: protein O-linked glycosylation via mannose. The transcript has 10 exons. NCBI's taxonomy places the organism in Eukaryota, Fungi, Basidiomycota, Tremellomycetes, Tremellales, Cryptococcaceae. The coding region runs from base 1 to 1446 and encodes 481 amino acids. Gene Ontology annotation, cellular component: endoplasmic reticulum. The record is from RefSeq and is a predicted model, not a curated record.